UUUUUUUUUUUUUUAUCCCCGUCUGAGGGGCGGAGUGAUCUCCACCGUAGAGUGAUGGGGUCCGGGAGAUGAGACAGAAAAGGGAGCCGGCGCCGAUGGAGCAGAAGCCCUGAGAGAGGGAGGGGGGAACCUUCGCGCUUGCGCAGUCCCGACUCUGCUUGCCAACCACCACCCCCUCCCCUUGCGCGCUCGUGUGAGGGGGGCACAGCGGCGGCUCCCUUUCUGCUGCCAGCCCCUCAGCGCUCCCCCCUAUCUUUGACACCCACCCUUGUCCCCUUAUUCCUCUCUUUGUGCCCCUCGCCCAAGAAGAGGGCUCCUGGGUCUCAGCCAUGGCUCAGAUACUCCCUAUAAGAUUCCAGGAGCAUUUUCAGCUCCAAAAUCUUGGAAUUAAUCCAGCAAACAUUGGAUUCAGUACCUUAACAAUGGAAUCUGACAAAUUCAUAUGCAUCCGUGAAAAAGUUGGAGAGCAAGCACAGGUUGUGAUCAUAGACAUGAGUGAUCCGACAACUCCCAUCAGGCGUCCAAUCUCUGCAGAAAGUGCCAUCAUGAAUCCAGCGUCAAAAGUAAUUGCUCUAAAAGCAGGGAAAACACUUCAGAUCUUUAACAUUGAGAUGAAAAGUAAAAUGAAAGCUCACACAAUGGCAGAGGAAGUGAUCUUCUGGAAGUGGAUAUCUGUGAAUACCGUUGCCUUAGUGACAGAGACUGCAGUCUAUCACUGGAGCAUGGAGGGAGAAUCGCUCCCUCAAAAGAUGUUCGACAGACAUGCCAGUCUUGCAGGCUGCCAAAUAAUCAACUACAGAACAGAUGAAAAUCAGAAGUGGUUACUCCUAAUAGGAAUCUCUGCCCAGCAAAAUCGUGUGGUUGGUGCUAUGCAGCUGUAUUCAGUGGACAGAAAAGUUUCCCAACCUAUAGAGGGUCAUGCAGCAGCAUUCGCAGAGUUCAAAAUAGAAGGAAAUGCCAAGCCAUCCACUCUCUUCUGUUUUGCUGUGCGAAGCCCUGCAGGAGGCAAGCUGCAUAUAAUUGAAGUAGGCCAACCUGCUACUGGAAACCAGCCCUUUGUCAAGAAAGCUGUUGAUGUAUUUUUCCCUCCUGAAGCUCAAACAGACUUCCCAGUAGCAAUGCAGAUCGGAACAAAGCACGGUGUAAUCUAUCUAAUUACAAAAUAUGGCUACAUUCAUAUGUACGACUUGGAAUCUGGUGUAUGCAUCUACAUGAACCGUAUUAGUGCAGACACAAUCUUUGUAACUGCACCUCAUGAGCCUACCUCAGGAAUUAUUGGUGUGAACAAAAAAGGACAGGUACUUUCUGUUUGUGUUGAAGAGGACAACAUUGUGAACUAUGCCACCAAUGUUCUCCAGAACCCAGACUUGGGUUUGCGGAUGGCCAUUCGAAGUAACUUGGCUGGAGCAGAAGAACUCUUCGCUAGAAAAUUCAAUACUCUUUUUGCACAGGGAAACUAUGCAGAAGCAGCCAAAGUGGCAGCAUCUGCACCAAAGGGAAUCUUGCGGACAAGCGAUACCAUCAGGAAGUUUCAGAGCGUGCCAGCUCAACCUGGGCAAGCUUCUCCUUUGCUACAGUACUUUGGAAUCCUUCUUGAUCAAGGACAGCUUAACAAAUUUGAGUCUCUGGAACUCUGCCGUCCCGUUCUUCAGCAAGGCCGCAAACAACUUAUAGAGAAAUGGCUAAAGGAAGAUAAGCUGGAAUGCUCAGAGGAGCUUGGAGACCUAGUCAAGACAGCUGACCCAACUCUUGCCCUUAGUGUUUAUCUCCGUGCGAAUGUACCAAACAAAGUAAUCCAGUGUUUUGCAGAGACUGGUCAAUUCCAGAAAAUUGUUCUUUAUGCCAAAAAGGUUGGCUAUACACCAGAUUGGAUUUUCCUGUUGAGAAGUGUAAUGAGGGUCAGCCCAGAUCAGGGCCUUCAGUUUGCCCAGAUGUUGGUACAGGAUGAAGAGCCACUGGCCAACAUUAACCAGAUUGUAGAUGUAUUCAUGGAGAAUAGCUUAAUUCAGCAGUGUACCUCCUUCUUGUUGGAUGCUCUGAAAAAUAACCGUCCUGCUGAAGGGCACCUUCAGACCCGUCUGCUUGAGAUGAACCUUAUUCAUGCUCCACAGGUUGCGGAUGCCAUUCUGGGAAAUCAGAUGUUUACACACUACGAUCGUGCCCACAUUGCUCAGCUUUGUGAGAAGGCAGGCUUGUUACAGAGGGCCCUGGAACACUACACUGAUCUUUACGACAUAAAACGUGCUGUUGUUCACACCCAUCUAUUGAACCCAGAGUGGCUUGUGAACUUCUUUGGCUCUCUGUCAGUUGAAGAUUCUGUGGAGUGCUUACGUGCCAUGCUGUCAGCCAACAUCCGACAAAAUCUGCAGCUGUGUGUGCAAGUAGCUUCAAAAUACCACGAACAGUUGGGCACCCAGUCUCUUGUGGAGCUCUUUGAAUCUUUUAAAAGUUAUGAAGGCUUAUUUUAUUUUCUUGGCUCAAUUGUAAACUUCAGUCAAGACCCAGAUGUUCACUUCAAAUAUAUUCAGGCUGCCUGCAAGACCGGCCAAAUCAAAGAGGUAGAAAGAAUCUGCCGGGAAAGCAAUUGCUAUAAUCCUGAAAGGGUGAAAAACUUCUUGAAGGAAGCCAAGCUCACAGACCAGCUUCCACUCAUAAUUGUUUGUGAUAGAUUUGACUUUGUUCAUGAUUUAGUUCUGUAUCUGUAUCGGAACAACCUACAGAAAUACAUCGAGAUCUAUGUUCAAAAGGUAAACCCAAGCCGUAUUCCUGCAGUGGUUGGAGGGCUUCUGGAUGUGGAUUGUUCUGAAGAUGUCAUUAAGAAUUUGAUCAUGGUGGUAAGGGGCCAAUUCUCAACAGAUGAACUGGUGGCUGAAGUAGAGAAAAGAAAUAGGCUUAAGUUGCUGCUCCCAUGGCUUGAGUCGCGAAUUCAUGAAGGCUGCGAAGAACCCGCCACACACAAUGCACUGGCCAAAAUCUACAUUGACAGCAACAAUAACCCAGAGCGCUUCCUGCGUGAGAAUCCCUUCUAUGACAGCUGUGUUGUAGGCAAAUACUGCGAGAAGAGGGACCCCCACUUGGCCUGUGUUGCUUAUGAGAGGGGACAGUGUGACCUUGAGCUCAUAAAGGUUUGCAAUGAGAACUCCUUGUUCAAGAGCGAAGCACGAUAUCUGGUGCGCAGAAAAGAUCCAGAGCUGUGGGUAAAUGUUUUAGAAGAAAACAAUCCGUUCAGAAGACCACUCAUUGAUCAGGUUGUCCAAACAGCCUUAUCAGAGACCCAGGAUCCUGAGGAAGUUUCUGUGACCGUCAAAGCUUUCAUGACUGCGGACCUGCCCAAUGAGCUCAUUGAAUUGCUUGAGAAGAUUGUUUUGGAUAACUCUGUCUUCAGUGAGCACAGGAACCUCCAGAAUCUGCUGAUCUUGACAGCCAUUAAAGCAGAUCGUACACGUGUGAUGGAAUACAUCAAUCGUCUGGACAACUACGAUGCCCCUGAUAUUGCAAACAUUGCAAUUAGCAAUGAGCUGUUUGAAGAAGCUUUUGCUAUCUUCAGGAAAUUUGAUGUGAAUACGUCUGCAAUUCAGGUGUUGAUUGAGCACAUUGGCAAUCUAGACCGUGCAUAUGAAUUUGCGGAGAGAUGUAAUGAACCAGCUGUUUGGAGCCAGCUGGCCAGAGCACAGCUUCAGAAGGACUUGGUUAAGGAAGCUAUAGAUUCUUACAUCAAAGCCGAUGAUCCUUCUGCCUACAUGGAAGUUGUCCAGGCAGCCAACAGAAACAAUAACUGGGAGGAUCUGGUGAAAUUCCUGCAAAUGGCUAGAAAGAAAGCCAGAGAAUCUUACGUUGAGACUGAACUUAUUUUUGCCUUGGCAAAAACAAAUAGGCUCUCGGAGCUAGAAGAAUUUGUCAGUGGCCCCAACAAUGCUCACAUACAACAGGUUGGAGAUCGCUGCUAUGAUGAGGGAAUGUAUGAUGCAGCAAAGCUUCUCUACAACAAUGUGUCUAAUUUUGCCCGCUUGGCAUCAACGCUAGUGCAUCUUGGGGAGUACCAAGCAGCAGUGGAUAGUGCCCGCAAAGCAAACAGCACCAGAACGUGGAAAGAGGUGUGCUUUGCCUGUGUAGAUGGAAAGGAGUUCCGGCUUGCACAGAUCUGUGGCUUGCACAUAGUAAUCCACGCUGACGAGCUGGAAGAGCUGAUUAGCUAUUACCAGGACCGUGGUUACUUUGAAGAGUUGAUUGCCCUCCUAGAAGCAGCUCUGGGCUUGGAGCGUGCUCACAUGGGGAUGUUCACUGAACUUGCCAUUUUGUACUCUAAAUACAAACCACAGAAGAUGAGAGAACAUCUGGAACUGUUCUGGUCCAGAGUCAAUAUUCCAAAGGUGCUUCGGGCUGCAGAACAAGCGCACCUCUGGGGAGAGCUGGUCUUCCUUUACGACAAGUAUGAAGAAUACGACAAUGCAAUAAUUACAAUGAUGAACCAUCCUACAGAUGCAUGGAAGGAAGGACAGUUCAAAGAUAUAAUUGCAAAGGUGGCCAACGUGGAGCUAUAUUACAAAGCUCUGCAGUUUUACUUGGAUUAUAAACCAUUGUUGAUCAAUGAUCUCCUGCUGGUAUUGUCUCCACGGCUAGAUCACACCAGGACAGUCAGCUUUUUCUCCAAGGUUGACCAAUUGCCCCUAGUAAAACCUUACUUGCGUUCAGUCCAGAACCACAAUAACAAAGGCGUUAAUGAGGCCCUGAACAAUCUUCUAACAGAGGAGGAAGACUAUCAGGGCUUGAGAGCAUCCAUCGAUGCUUAUGAUAACUUUGACAACAUCACUCUAGCUCAGCGUUUGGAGAAGCACGAGCUGAUUGAAUUCAGGCGUAUUGCAGCUUAUUUGUAUAAAGGCAAUAAUAGAUGGAAACAGAGUGUGGAGCUCUGCAAGAAGGAUCGUCUUUAUAAGGAUGCCAUGCAAUAUGCUGCAGAGUCCAAAGAUCCUGAGCUGGCAGAGAAACUGCUGCAGUGGUUUUUGGAAGAAGACAAAAAGGAGUGCUUUGCAGCUUCUCUCUUCACCUGUUAUGACUUGUUGCAUCCAGAUGUGGUUCUUGAGCUGGCAUGGAGGCACAACAUUAUGGACUUUGCGAUGCCUUAUUUCAUCCAGGUGAUGAGGGAGUACCUUACCAAAGUUGAUGGGCUGUUUAAUAAGGUGGAUAAACUUGAUGCUUCUGAAAGCCUAAGAAAAGAAGAGGAACAAGUAACUGAACCCACACCAAUAGUAUUUGGCCAGCAGCUGAUGUUAACAGCAGGCCCCAACGCAGUACCUCCACAAGCCAACUUCCCAUAUGGAUACACAGCACCGGGAUUCACCCAGCCACCUGUUUAUGGUUUCAAUAUGUAACUUGUGCUCUGAUGGACCUGUUAAUGGUCUUGGGUCUUUUCUUCCCGUCCCUUUUUACUUUUUUUUUUGUCCAAGAAGGCACAGAUGACUCCCAGUAUUCUCGCUGAAUGUGGUCCCAAUGGGUUAAGAGACAUCAAAAGGACACUCUUAUUUAUUGCUAUGUCCUGUUACAUUUCAAUGUGGAAAGGCAGCUUUUUCCCUUUCCCUUGUCACUGACAUUGCAAGGCUCUGGCUGAGGUGGGUACUGCCACUAAACUAACAAUGCUGCAAUAACUUCUUGGGGCCAGGGAGAGGGAGGGGCAGGGAGCCUGUCUCUUCUGUUUCACUGCAGAACCCUUUUGCCAACCAUGUCCAUGCUGGGGCUUACUCUGGCAUCAAGCUGUUAGUACUCUAAAAUACUAGAUUAUGCUACCUGGUAGCAGGAAAUCAAGUUCAGAAUCCUUUAUUGGUGGGAGGCAUUUAAAAAACUCUUUGAUUCCACCCUGCGCAUACUUGUAUGUAGCCCUGGGCAAAUAGGAAAGAGUUAGAAGUGUAUUGGUAGGGGUGGGAGCAGAGUACAAAAGUCUACUUGGCAGAGUAUUGUGGGGAGGGGAUACAGAAAAGUAUCUAAGCCUUCUGGAAUAGUUUGAAGCUCUUUGAUUGGAGAAUAAAUUGGAUCAUAUCACAGAGCAGACAUUUCCCAGGUCUUUUUUCUUUCCCCUUUUAGCAUAAAGGGCGAGCAUGAUACUCAUUGGCAUUAAGUGGUACACCCUCCAAUGUGUUUGGGAAGCGAAUGUCUUCAGAGGUGUGUGCCUGGGCAGCUAAGGUUGUGGAAGUGUAUGGAGCAAAGAGACCGAGGUUAGGCAAAGAGCACUGUCAAACCUUGAAAGCAAAGGGAGGUGCUGUUGCUUCUGCUUCAGAACCCGAAAGCUAAUCCUAAAAACAAGGAUCUGGACUGUCAGAGCUUCUGUGCGGUGAGUGGUGUGCCCAGCCACAUGCACGCACCCCUCUUACACUAGAGAAUGCCAACUGAGAUGUACUACUUUGUGCCACUCUUCAGAGAUACAUCAUUAACAUUUUAUGUACUUAGAUAACGAUGUAUAAUUUAUGGCUAUGAAUCUUGUGCUAAUCAUGAAUACUACGAAAGUCCAAUUAUAAAACGUUAAUCAAA
Heteronotia binoei (common prickly gecko) is the source of this 6519-nucleotide messenger RNA. It is a transcript of the gene CLTCL1, whose product is annotated as clathrin heavy chain like 1. Bases 330 to 5369 code for a protein of 1679 amino acids. NCBI's taxonomy places the organism in Eukaryota, Metazoa, Chordata, Lepidosauria, Squamata, Gekkonidae. Gene Ontology annotation, cellular component: extracellular exosome; clathrin-coated endocytic vesicle; clathrin complex. The record is from RefSeq and is a predicted model, not a curated record. Gene Ontology annotation, molecular function: clathrin light chain binding; structural molecule activity. Gene Ontology annotation, biological process: intracellular protein transport; receptor-mediated endocytosis. The transcript has 33 exons.